Molecule: messenger RNA, 4727 nt
Organism: Cherax quadricarinatus
Lineage: Eukaryota; Metazoa; Arthropoda; Malacostraca; Decapoda; Parastacidae
Source: RefSeq, a predicted model, not a curated record
CAGAGUGUAGAUUGUAGUGACUAGCGGGAAGAUCUUGGGGGAUCAGGCAGGUGGUGAGCAGCGUGCAGCCUGCUGACCACUGCUGUCGAGCCCCCGAUGCCGUGACUAGCCGCUGCGAUGAGUCAGUAGCCCGUCAGCGGCCGCCAGUGUGGGCUGACUCGGACACCACUAUUGAUUACGUGUUGGUGGAGCAGCCGAGCUGGCCCGGCAUGGCGGACACCGCCGCGCUCCACCGUAUUUCUCCCUCCAUGACCUCUUCCUUAGCACACCUGGAGGCCUAUGUGGACCCCUAUAGGCUCUGAGACGCGGUCGUCACGCCCACGCCCGCAGGAAGCACAAUGGGCGCCUGCAUAGCCCGCUGCUGGCCCCUGAUCGCCGAUCCCAGAUACCAACCUGUGAGAAGCCGCUACCUCAGACACGACGAGACUGUACAGGUCAUUCUUCUCAGCUUCUCAACAAGACUUAUACCGAAUCACUGUAUAUUCUCUUGAUGCGGAUCAUGUUGUGUCAAGCGAGGCUCCAUUCUGGUGCUAUGUCCUCUAUGGCAGGUCAUACAAACUUCAUAGUCAAGGUCCUGAAAGAUAUUUUCUGAAGUACCUGAAUGCCAGUCUCAAGUUUGCCGUGGAUGGUCGACUCAUGGUCGCCUCUGAUGAUAUGCUUAAUGACGCAGCCACGACGCUCACCCCUCAGCCUCUCUGCAAGCUCUGAUGAAUCUCUGUGCAUGAGCGAGGAUCUGUUGCCUGGUGGUGAUCCUGCAGGAGUUCAGCACCAGCAACUGUGUGAGGAGGACGUGCCUCUGCUGUCACUCACACCGCCCGGGGUGACUCUGUCAUCAGGGUACACCUUUAGCCCUCUUCUCUUCCCACCCAGUGAUCCUCCACCCCUGCUGGCAGGGUCACCACCUCAACUGGCAGAGCCAUCACCUAGCCCACCUCAGCUGACAGGGUCACUACCUGUCCCACAGCUGAAAGGGUCACCACCUAUCCCACCUCAGAUAACAGGGUCAUCAUCUAGCCUGCCUCUGUUAACAGCGCUACUGCCUAAUCUACCUCUGCUGACAGGGUCAUCACCUAGCCCGCCUCUGCUGACAGGGUCAUCACCUAGCCCGCCUCUGCUGACAGGGUCAUCACCUAGCCCUCCUCUGCUGACAGGGUCAUCACCUAGCCCGCCUCUGCUGACAGGGUCAUCACCUAGUCCAAAUCUCCAAACAAGUUCACGAUCUAGCACGCCCCUACCGGCAGACUCAGCACCUAACACUCCUUUGCCAGCUUCACCGCCUCACUCACCCCUCCUGGUAGGGCUGCCACCCUGCCAAGCACAGUACUACAACCUCACACCCCAGGCGGACGAUGAGGUAGAGCUAACACCUCACCUGGAGCAGCAAGACACCAGUGACCCGCCAACCAUCCACCCCUCCGUCAGAGUGGCGCCAGUGAGCAGCGAGGAGCUCCGGUGGUGGGGUGUUCACGGAGUGCCUGGCUCCCUGCCCUCCCUCACUGAGCCUGACUCUCCCCCAACCAACUCUCUGGACCUCGAGUGGGAACCAGAAGCUGGUCUGGCGCGGGAGAGCCGAGAUUCCCUCGGGGAGGAGGAAGCAUCACAGACAGCUGAAUCAAGUAGCUGGGUGCCCCGGUCCUGCUCCUCCACUCCAAACAGCCUCGAGUGGGAUUUCCGCGCCUCUACCUUGAGCUUGAGGGGCGGCAUGGAUGACGAGACUUGGCAUCACACUGACAUGGAGACGGAACAGCUGCUGCAGGAGAUUGAACAAUUGGCGGCCCGCGCCCUGGCUGACACCGGCCAUGGGCUCCAGCCUCCACCCAGAUAGGAGCAGCUGGAUAGUCCACCUGCAUUGGUGACUCGGGAAGCACAUAUACCAAAAUCUUGAAUAAAUUUUGAGUCUUACUUUUAAAAUGUGGUGAAAGUGUGACUCCCAAUGACCAAUUAAUAAGAGACUGUACACGCUGCCUUGCGAGCAAAUAAACCAACAUUUGAGGCCUUCUUUGAACGAUAAAUGAAUAAUAAUAAUGUCAGUUAUGCGAUUUAGGCAAGUUUUAUAUUACUUUGAACACAUUGCUUGCUGCAAAGAACUGAACAUGCAGCAAGAGCUUGACCAGGUUUAUCUUCAUGAGUACUGUACUAACCGGUUCUAGAAUCUAUGACAGCAAUGUGCAACGCACUUUGAAUGUAUUGCUAAAUGAUUUAUAAUACAGUAAAUAGGAACUCAUUGUGCUGUAGCAGCUCAGUGGAUGAAUUGUAAUCUUCCUGGUCGGACGUAACCUUACCCUAAGAAAGUCUAACACAAAAUACUGACUCAUCACAGUUCCCUCGAUUAAACAUAUCUUUCACCACAAUUAUUGGUGAGCCGCCUCCCCCACUGGGUAAGUCCUGCCUGCUCGUACCAGCGAGCAUGCUGCCCCAGUGAGUCAACAUGGGCGGUGCUGCACCCCAUCAGGGAGAAGUUAAUAUCUUUGUAGAGUAAUUUGUCUUGUACUGCAUUGUAUCUCUAAGACUUAAUCAUACCUAUUAUUUUGAUUGAAUUUAAUGAUAAUUUCCCUAGAACUACGAAAUGGUUGCGAGUAAACGUUAGCAGUGAAGAUCAAAUUGUCUUGGAUUAUGUAUGUGGGAAUUAUACCAAUUCAGUGUUAGUAAGAUGUUCAGACCACUGUCCUACUGGGUUUCGAGCUUGUCUCAUGAUUGCUCAACUUUUACAUACUACUAAGGAUACAUAUCGUGUACUUGCAGCAUGUGACAUCUACAAAAAAUUGGGAUUCCCCAAUUAAAAUGCAUUACUAACAGACAAUGACUAAUCGAUGUGUGCCUCUCACGCCUAUUCACAAACUGCGCUUCCUAUACUACUGUGGUAAGAUCUGGGGUAAUAUAUACGCGAGAUACAACUUAAUCCACAGGCAGAUCUAUCAUCUUUUAACAACUGUUGCAGACGUGAAGUCAUUUUAUAAAAUAUCAGCUUUCCCAUUAGCUCCACAAUUGGCCAUAGUUUCUGGAAACAUCAGGUGACCAAACUAGAAUUAUUACCUGGCAUACUCCCCAUAUUCUAGUGAUCCGGGUCAAUUUUAGGAAAUUAGGUCAAGGGGCGAGGGCGUGCAUUGUACCAAUGCUCUCUUUUAUUAUUGGCUGAUGUGAAGAUAGCAACGUUGUUAGCAUAUUGUUAGCAUAUUGUUCCACUUGGCUAUUGUAUAAUCGUGAUGUGUACAACAUUGAUAUGUCUGUGCUCUUUAUUCACUUUGCUUGUCAGGAAAGUUACUUAUGACAUUUCUGGAUUUAGAGUUUUUCAAAUAAAAUUACUAUAAAAAUAGCGGUAGCCUAAGAGUUGUGUUUGCAGCCUUUUGCAAUUCUGCAAACAUGAGUACAAUAUAUGUUGUAUUAUUAUGAUACAUUUAAGCGGUUUUUAUUGGAAUAAUUGUUAUUUUAUGACCUUAAGUUUUAAGAAGUCGGGUCCUAUUCAAAACAUUUUUAAUGAGGGAUAAAUUAUAGUCUUACAUCAGAUUUGUGGAACAUAGUUUACAUUUGAUUAUCAAAAAAAGUUUUGAUCUUUACUUCCAGUGUUUGUGUUGCACAGAUUAGUAUAGUGUCAACAGUGUCAUGGUUGUGAAUUAUUAAUGAGCAGCAGAGGCCUAAUAUUCUCAAGGAUAAUGAUAAUGCCCAGUAAAUACUUUGUAGCCACAAGGAGGAUCCUCGGCCUCUGUGUACUUCAGAGUCUGUGUGUUUGCUGCAUCAGUUCCCUCAGCAUCGACACCAUGCCUAAUCCUUCUAGGGUAGGGUAGGUGCCUGAGCCCGAGCCUUUAGCUCAUAAGACUGUCAUUCCCAUUAGCCUCCUUGUGGCGGGGAUGGCAGACCAGAGAGGCCUAGCUUGUGGCUAGGCCUGGGGACAGUUGGUCCCAAAGAUGAGGAGGUACUUGUGCCUCCUCCCAUGGGAGACUUAGGUCUCAGACACUCCCUAAAGAGGGAGCCAAGGCCGGGCCACCACUUGGAAAAGGCCCGGGCCGGGAGAAUACCGGCUAAUCUUUAAUAAUAAUAAUAAUAAGUUCCCUCAGGCUAAGGAAAAACAAAAUGCAUCUAUCUGAAACUCGGGGCCGCAGUACUGAUCAGUGAGAAGUAAAGCCAUCUUUAGGUUGUAUCCACUUCUCGGGAAAUAAAUCAAAAUCCAAAAUCAAUAAUUUAUUGUUUGUCAGCUAGUUUGAGAGCUGUCGCCAAGUGAUUUACACCGAAUUGAUCAGCAGGUCAGUAACUGUAUAGAGAACAGUGGCGUCCGAGUCUCGGAAGUUUUUUGAAUCUUAUGCAGGAAAAUGACCUGGAAACUAAGUACGGUCCGGGAAGGUCUGGUUUUGGAGGCCCGGAAACUUUCCUAUACCUGCGGUAAAUCAUAUAUACAUCGAUAAAAUUAGACAUUACGUCGGGUAGAGGACUCUGGCCCAGUGAAUCAUUGUGGGUGAAGCACAAGCAACCUGUAGAUUAGCUGCUUCUUUGGAGAAAGCCUUAUACAGUUGGUGCUACCUUUGUCCUCGUUAUUUUGGCUAGUGCUUACAGACACUUGUGAUUUUAUAAUCUUAUAGUGUAUAACUAUGGGGGAGAAAUUUGUGAUCAUCCCAUGUACAGUUUGUGUAUAAAAACCCGUUUUGUAUAAAGCUACAAGAUCCUGAUCACAUCUUUUCUUCCCAUUUGUAAAGAGAUGUACGUAUUUUGAAAGUUAAUAAAAUAAACAGGCUGUG